Racocetra persica is the source of this 334-nucleotide messenger RNA. NCBI's taxonomy places the organism in Eukaryota, Fungi, Glomeromycota, Glomeromycetes, Diversisporales, Gigasporaceae. The record is from the annotation of a GenBank genome assembly.
AUGUCUUCAUCAACUAAUAUCAGUCGUCCUUACGAUUUAUAUGAAUUUCCCUAUGAUUUAAGAAAGGAAAAACUUAAAAAUUGGGAAGAUUAUGGCAAAAUUUGCGGCAAAAUUUUUGCUGUACUUAAAGGUAAUAUUGGAGAGCUACAGGUGCUGGACACCUUAAAUAAAUUGCCCGGAAGAUUUUUUGCAAGAUACCCGAUUAAACCUUAUGGUGAUGGAAAAAUAGACAUUCAAGGAUUUUAUAAGUCCACUCAUUUUUUGAUCCAAGUCAAGUUCACGGCAAAAAAGUUCGGUUAUGGUAAAACAUCAGAAGAAAUUGAAAAUUUCGCGG